AUGGAAUUGCCUCCUAGAUUGACUGUCCAAAGAGAACAGAAAGUUUGUCGACUUCUAAAGAGUCUCUAUGGCUUAAAGCAGGCUUCUAGGCAAUGGUUUGCCAAGCUAUCCAAUGCUCUUAUUUCUUAUGGAUUUGUUCAGGGUAAUUCUGACUGUUCUUUGUUCAUUAAGAAAUCUGAGAGUUCUUUUAUGGCCCUAUUAGUCUAUGUGGAUGAUGUGCUAUUGGCAAGUGAUAGCAUUCUGGAAAUAGAAAGGUUGAAGACCUUUUUAGAUGAAAAAUUCACUAUUAAAGACUUAGGACGACUGAAAUACUUUCUUGGCUUGGAAGUUGCAAGGUCCAAAAAUGGUAUCUCAUUAUGCCAAAGAAAGUAUAUACUUGACAUACUUGAAGACACUGGUUUAACUGGAUCAAAACCUGCUGCCUUUCCUAUGGAAUCUACCCUUAAGUUAUCAGCAAAUGAUACCAACUUAUAUGAAGAUCCAUCAGGUUAUCGAAGACUUUUUGGCAUAUUACUUUACUUAACUCUCACUAGGCCUGACUUAGCCUAUUCUGUCCAAGUGCUCAGCCAGUUUUUAGCAAAACCUACUGUAAGCCACCAUCAAGCAGCCAUUCAAGUAUUGAGGUAUCUAAAGGCUAUACCAGGGCAAGGUCUUUUCUUUCCAUCCUCAUCAGAUCUACAACUAAAGGGUUUUUCAGAUAGUGAUUGGGCAGGUUGUGUAGAUACUAGAAGAAGUAUCACUGGUUUUGCAAUUUUUCUUGGCAACUCAUUGGUUUCAUGGAAAUCAAAGAAACAAGUUACAAUCAGUCGAUCAUCUGUAGAGGCAGAGUACCGAGCCCUUGCAACUACAACAUGUGAAAUUCAAUGGCUUUUGUAUGCCUUACAAGACUUGGAUAUCAAUCAUUCACAGUCAGCCUUGCUAUAUACUGACAGUAAAUCAACAAUUUCCAUAGCCACAAAUCCAGUUCAGCAUGAGAGAACAAAGCAUAUCCAGAUUGAUUGUCAUCUUAUUAGAGAAAAAUUGCAGCAGCAUGUUCUUAAACUCUUCCAUAUUCCAUCAAGAUUACAGCUAGCAGACAUAUUUACAAAGCCCCUCGGAUCUUUACUUUUUCAUCAUAAUCUUUGCAAGAUGAACAUUAUUAACAUCCAUGUUCAUCUUGAGGGGGGGUAUUGGAGUCUUCCAUCUCAUAUUGAAAGCAUGGAAUUAAAAAGGAAAGAAGAAAGGCUUAAAAUAGAAAGAAAGUUAGAAGAUGAGAGUUAG
Molecule: messenger RNA, 1260 nt
Organism: Carya illinoinensis
Lineage: Eukaryota; Viridiplantae; Streptophyta; Magnoliopsida; Fagales; Juglandaceae
Exons: 1
Coding region: 1-1260 (419 amino acids)
Source: RefSeq, a predicted model, not a curated record